CGCGACACGGCGAGCCUGUGACGUCUAGCACGAAAAUGGCGGCCUCCGUGCUGACUCGCAGCGCGAGGCUCCUGGCUCUGCCGCUCUUGUCUGGACCCGCCUGGUGUGGGGGCGCGCGCCGCGGGGUGCGGGCGCUGAGGCGGACCCCUGUGAAGGUGCUGAGCCCGGGGCAGGACCCGGGGAGGACAGCGGCUAAGCCGAAGCCAGAGACGCGGCGAGGGAGGGACCGCCCAGGCUCGGGCCGGGAACCAAGGCCGGAGUCGGAGCCGGAGCCGGGGCCGGAGCCGCGGGCGAGUCCCAGUGCCUGGGAGGAGGCCGGAUUGCGCUACGAACGCGCCCUGCCUGGGGACCGGAGGCUCAGCAAAGUGAUGACAAUCGUCAAGUCCAGGUCAUUCCGGGACAAGCAAGGGAAGAUCUUGUUGGAGGGCCGGAGGCUGAUUGCUGAUGCCCUGAGAGCUGGUGCUGUACCCAGAACAGUCUUCUUUAGUCGGCUAGAAUAUGUAAAGGAGCUCCCUGCUGAUAAACUAAAAGGGGUCAGCCUCAUCAAGGUGAAGUUUGAUGAUAUCAAGGAAUGGUCCGACCUUGUAGCUCCACAAGGAAUAAUGGGAAUUUUUGCCAAACCUGACCAUGUUAAGAUGAAAUAUCCAGAGACUCAACUUGAAUAUUCACUGCCCUUGUUGCUGAUUUGUGACAAUCUCCGUGAUCCUGGAAACUUGGGUACCAUCCUGAGGUCUGCUGCUGGAGCAGGCUGCCAAAAGGUGCUUCUCACCAAAGGUUGCGUGGAUGCUUGGGAGCCCAAAGUGCUCCGGGCUGGCAUGGGGGCUCACUUCCAGGUGCCCAUCAUCAGCAACCUGGAGUGGGAAACCAUUCCCAACUACUUCCCUCCGGACACCAGAGUCCAUGUGGCUGACAACUGUGGCCUCCACACCCGGGCCCUGGCCCAGAGGGCUGGCAAAGCCAGCGACCAGGGCUGGGUAUGCGACCGGCGCUUUCAGAAACAUCUCAAGUAUGAGGAGGUGGACGACCCGGAGGAGGGGGAGGUGCCGGCCGACAGCUGGCUCCCGGAGCUCCAGGUCCAGCCUUAUGAUGCUGCCUGGACAGAUGCUCCGGCAGCUGUGGUGAUAGGAGGGGAGACGCACGGGGUCAGCCUGGAGUCCCUCCAUUUGGCCGAAAGUACCGGAGGCAAGAGGCUGCUGAUCCCCGUCGUCCCGGGUGUGGACAGUCUGAACUCUGCCAUGGCUGCCAGCAUCCUGCUCUUUGAGGGGAGAAGGCAGCUGCGAAGACUCCGGGAGGAGCAGGCUGGAGCCUGGCCCGGGAGGCACAUCUCACCAGGCCUGGGGUGAUGGUGGCCUCGCCCCUCACUUUGGAGGAGUCCGGAGGGGCCCAUCUACCUUGAUUUCUAAUGAUCUUUUUUCCCAUCAGCCAGAGCCUCUUCGGAGGGGGAGGAUGGGUUGGAGGGCCCCCACUGCUUUUCUGUAGCUCCCAUUAUCCCUCCCCUCCAUUAAGCCAGCAGGGGGCAGCCGCAACAAUGAAAGUGGAGAGGAAAGGCAUCAAUGUUUAAACAGGAGACCCCCGCGGCAUCCGCUGUAUUUGUAGUUUAAAGUGGAAGGAAAACACGGGCUUUGGACAAAGGCUCCUCCCCAUCAAGCUGGAGCAGGAAGCCAGGGAGGCAGACACGGCUGUCUUUGGGGGCUCCCCUGUAAGAAGCAAACUCUUGGUAUCCUUUAAAGGUACCUGAGUUAGAAAAUGGGGCGGCGGGGGGGAUGCGGGCCUUAUCUCCCCCUCUCCAGGGAGGGGCCGUUCUGGCCUCCUGGGAGCGUAGCAGAUUGCAUUAAAAUGGUUUUGUUCUGGC
Messenger RNA from Monodelphis domestica (gray short-tailed opossum), 1852 nucleotides. It is a transcript of the gene MRM3, whose product is annotated as mitochondrial rRNA methyltransferase 3. The record is from RefSeq and is a predicted model, not a curated record. Gene Ontology annotation, biological process: RNA processing. Gene Ontology annotation, molecular function: RNA methyltransferase activity; RNA binding. NCBI's taxonomy places the organism in Eukaryota, Metazoa, Chordata, Mammalia, Didelphimorphia, Didelphidae.